GUAAAUGCAAUCUGUCUUAAAACUUAAAUCUCUGAGAUAUCCAAAAACUGGAUCUGCGUUGGAUAUUAAGUAGAAUUUGAAACAUCUUUCUGACAUUCUAUUAAACAUAUAUGUCUAAAACGUAUCAAUAGUAAAAUUCCUAGAGACAUACUAAAUAUGCAUAGCUGUAACUUAAAUAUGUUUGGAUAUUUCUUAUUAGAGAAAUUUUAAGAACAGAUACCAACCGUUAGAAUUAUCCGUUAAUUUCAUCAAUGUUUAUUAUGCUCAACCGUCAACUCGUUGACUGUCAACAAUAACGCGCCUAGUUUAAAUUAUUGUUUUUUGUACUUUUUUGGAUUUUUAUAAACUUUAUUUAAGUACAACUGAUUAUUCUAUAUUAUUUUAAACAAUUUUCUUUUCUUCAGUAUAUGUUUUAACAAGUAAAAAUUUAUGAUUUAUGCGGAACAAAACUUUUUAAGAUAUUCACUAUGGAUGCAGGCAAUGUUGUUAAUGCUUUUGUAUUAAGUGGAAAUCAAUAUGCCCUUCAUCAAAAUGAAGAUAAUAGGAAGCAAUUUCAGAGACACUUAGAAAUUUUAGUAUGCUUGACAGCUGAAGAAGCGAAUUUGUCGAUUUUUGAAAAUCACACUCUUUCUUCCUCUCAGUGCAUAACUCAUGUUGUGAACGUUCUCUUAGAUAAUGAUUAUAAGCAACCUCUUUUAACUCGAGCCUUAAAUGUUCUUCUUAACAUGACUCAAAAUAAUAAGUUAUUAAAAAAUUUACAACUUACGUACCAUGUUCACUCUGCUAUAUCUACAUUUUUGCAACAAUAUGGAGUUUCCAUAAAAGAUAAUUUAGCCAUACAAUGUCUGCAGCUUUUGGAGUCUGUUACGUAUGGCGUUAAGAUUGAUUAUUUAGAAAAUCAUUUUCAAAGCUUGAUAAGUAUUCUUUUCAAAUUUGUUUUAUCAGAAACAUCUCAAGUCCUUAAAAUUUCUCUUCACAUUUUGGCCAACAUAUGUCGACACAAUCCUAAAGUCCAAGUUCAUGUCUGUGGAUUGACAAAUUUUAAAGAAAUUUUCAAGAAACUUGUAACUAUGAUUAAUGGUGAAGUUCCUAUUAUCAUGUUAUAUGCCUUGUCUAUUUUAUAUAGUAUUACACCUUACAACAUCCUAGGAACUAAGCUGUGGACAGAUGAAAACCUCAUGUUGACCUUUGAUCUCAUAAUGAAAUUACUUACUUGCAAUGAUUAUGGUUCUGCAUCAACAGCUGUAGAUUUAUUUAUUGAUUUGAUUCAAGUCCCUAAACAUCUACAAUGCCUUACUAAAUCCCCACAUUUAAAUCGCUGCUUGCGAAAAAUUACUAAAUCACUGGAUAAGAUAUCACCUAAGCAGUGUGAAUUACUUCUUAAGUUUCUAAACUCAUUAUCUGGUACGGCAGGUAUUAAAGACAAGCUGUUGAGCAGUUUAUGUGUGCCUUGUGAAUCUCAGCGGGAACAGUCAUUAAAAAUUCAUCCCAAACUAACAUUGUGGUCCAUGAAAGGAAAAGAAGUCCCAGCUGCAAUCACAAUCGCAUCUUUGCAACUAAUAAGAAGUAUUGUAAUAUUUUUAGUUGAAAAAAGCAUUAUUGGAAUUGAAUAUGAUUUAAAGGACAUAAUAGUGGACAUAUUAGAGAACAUUUGCAACUCGUGUGAAAAUCUAAACGAUGAGUGUUUAGCUAUAAACCAAGUAAGUUUCGAUCUUCUGUCAUUCGUAUGCGAGAAAACUGACCUGAGAGUCUGCGUAGCUGAAAAACUAAAUCUCGAAGCUUUAGAGCAUUUUAUAAAAUGUCUUCUAAGAGAUAGUUUGCUGGAGGAAAAUCAGCAUCACAAACAAGUAAUUAACCUUUUCUUCUCGAUCACCGAAACCUUGUCUUCAUUAAUCGAUAUCUUACCUGAUUGCGAGGUUUUUCUGAGUAAGUUAUUGCAAGAUAAUGCUGUCACCAACUGUGUUGCUUUUGCUAUUACUUCCAAUAAUAAACAUCAGAUUAUCAGAAGUUUAUCCCUUCUCUCUCCUAAAAACAAUAAGAAUUCGUUAAAUAUUUUGUGCGAGAGCCUUUUAUCUAGGAGUGCAGAUUCGCAAAAAGUUUCUUCUCACAAAUCGGAUUCUACUGUGUUUUUCCCGUCAGAUACUAACCAAUCGAGUUUUAAGAAGAGCAAAUAUAGUGACAGUGCCUUUGAUGUUUUAAUGAACAAAAUUGAGAACGGCCUUCAAAUUAAAGAUUUGAAAUCUUCAGAAAUAAUGGAUCUGUAUGAACAUAAAAUUGCCAUGCUUACCCUUAAAGAACAGGAAUUUCAGAAUUACAUAGCUGCUAAAACACAAGCUUUACAGGAAGCAGACAGGAUCAUAACGCAGUAUAAGUGUCGCCAGGCCGAUGCAGAAGCAGAGGCGCUUCGACUGAGGGGUAUGAUGAAAGAUUAUGAAUGUCGCUGCGAAACGUCCGCAGCGAAAUUCACUCAAGAAGAACAGAAAAGGAAGAGAUUAGAAGUCAAUUUCGAUCUCGCUUGUCGAAAAAUUCAAGAAAUGGAACAAUCUGUAAUUGAACAGAGGGAAAUGACAAUGUCUCAGAUGACUAGGUUGACGGAACAAAAGAAAAAUGUCGAAGAAGAAAAGUUGAGACUCUUUGAGCAAAUUGCUUCCAAAGACCACGAGAAGAAAUUGCUGACGACUCAGCUGCAGCAAACGGAGGAAGAUCUGAGGCUUAAAAAUAAAGACUUGGAAGAACUUCAAGAGUCUAAAGAAGAUUUGAUUAGAGUUUUAGAAGAAACUAAAAAAUGUGCUGAAAAAUCUAAAUCUAAUUUUGAAAUGAAAUUAUUGCAAUUGCAAAGUGUUAUGGAUGCUGCUCAGCAAAAUAUUGCGUCGUUAGAGGCAAAAAAUGAAAGCUUAAUGAAUGAAAUGGUUCAAAAAUCUGAAGAUUUUUCUCAUAAGAUAGACGAUUUGACCGGAGAAAACAAGCAAUUGGUGGAACAACUGAAGAUGAGAGAUUUAAAAAUUGAAGAUAUGAAUGAAGCUUUUAGAAAAUUAAAUGAGAGUUUGCAAGAGAAAAGCAACACAAUCCAAGAGAACGAGUUGUUGCUGUUCAAACUUAGGAAGGAUUUUGAACAGUUAGAAAACCAAAGAAUGAAAUUGAAACAGGAUAAAGGAAUGCUAGAAUUACUCUGUAAAAAGUAUGAGGCUUCUAUCGAAGAAAAAGAUUCUACAAUUGAUAAAACAGUAUGUGAACUUGAAACUCUGCGAAAGGACUUUGAUGAAUCUGUAUGUAAUAGUGAAAAACAGAUUCAACAUUUAAAAGAUGAACUGGAAAAGCACAAAUAUAUAACUGAAAUGAUCCAUAAUAUAACCAGUGGUAAUAAAUUACCACCCAAGACAUAAUUUUUUUUGUAUGUAUAGUUUAUUUUUAUAUUAGUUUAUUUAUACUGGAUUAUCUGGCAAUUGUCAAUAUUAUUUAUAAAAAUGAAGAUGUUCUUUAUUUCGAUUAUUUUUUAAGUUUUAAUUUCAGAAGCAUGAAAUUAUUGACAUAAAUUUCCUUAUUGGGACCUGUACCAUAAUUAGCACCAAGUUCUGCCGAUAACCAGGCAAUGGUGAAAAACUAAACGAAAAAACACAAAAUAGUGCAAACUUAAAAUCCAAACUCGUAAACAAUUCCAGCUUGCCAGUAAAUUCUGAAUCCAAAAACCGAGGCAACGGUUAACGUUUACAUUUUUCGCGUACAGGUACCCAUUUGGAAAUAUCUCCAAUUAUUUCAAGAUUUUUAUUGUGAUUCCUUGUUUAAAAUUUAUGAACCAGCAUGUAUGAAA
This is a messenger RNA of Parasteatoda tepidariorum (common house spider), 3808 nucleotides long. RefSeq names its product protein CIP2A homolog L. Lineage: Eukaryota; Metazoa; Arthropoda; Arachnida; Araneae; Theridiidae. The record is from RefSeq and is a predicted model, not a curated record.